Syzygium oleosum is the source of this 831-nucleotide messenger RNA. RefSeq lists its product as uncharacterized. The coding region runs from base 1 to 831 and encodes 276 amino acids. The transcript has 2 exons. NCBI's taxonomy places the organism in Eukaryota, Viridiplantae, Streptophyta, Magnoliopsida, Myrtales, Myrtaceae. The record is from RefSeq and is a predicted model, not a curated record.
AUGCACCUCCAAGGGCAAGAUCUUGCUAACGCAAUUACAGAAGACGGAACCUCAAAUGCAAAAGAUAAAGCAAAUGCACUGAUUUUUAUUCGUCGUCAUUUGCAUGAGAGCCUGCAGACUCAAUAUUUAUCCGUUCGAGACCCUCAGACCUUGUGGAAGAGGUUGAAGGAUAGGUAUGAUCAUACCAAAACUGUUAUCCUUCCUCAAGCACAAUAUGACUGGCAAAAUCUCAGACUACAAGAUUUUAAAUCAGUGUCUGACUAUAACUCCGCUUUAUUUGAUAUUGUUUCUCAGCUUGAGUUAUGCGGUAUCAAACUCACUGAUGCGGAACUGUUAGAGAAAACUUUCUCCACCUUCCAUGCUUUGAAUAUUGUAUUGCAACAGCAAUACCGGCAGCGUCAAUUUGCCACAUACUCUGAAUUAAUUUCUGUGCUCCUCACUGCUGAGCAAACUAAUGAAUUGCUGCUAAAAAAUCAUGAUCUUAGACCUGCUGGCUCAAAAACAUUGCCUGAAGCACAUGCUAACUCUGAGAAAAAUACUGGCCAUUUUAAAUGCUAUAAGCGCAGGCAAGAACAUAAUCCUCGAAGGGGUGGCAAGAAAUUUAACCGCCCUAGGAAAUCUAACUUUGACCCGAAUCAUGACAAAGAAAAGAAGCAAAAGAAGGCACCUUUAAAAAAUAGGGGCAAUGGUGGUGAAUCUCACGCCAUUGAAAUUAAUCCUACUGCCAUAACCACUGUUGAGGCCAACAAUAUCUCUGUUGGUGGGACUCCUCUUGCUCCUGAAGUAGCAAAUGCAUCCCUGGAUGUCUCUGAUUUCUUUGAGGACCUCUGA